Messenger RNA from Limulus polyphemus (Atlantic horseshoe crab), 2192 nucleotides. RefSeq lists its product as uncharacterized. Lineage: Eukaryota; Metazoa; Arthropoda; Merostomata; Xiphosura; Limulidae. The record is from RefSeq and is a predicted model, not a curated record. The transcript has 4 exons. The coding region runs from base 401 to 1378 and encodes 325 amino acids.
GAUGGUCUUGACCAAAACUGAGGCUGCUGUGCUGAAACUGGUGACUACCUAAGAGUUUGGUAGAAACACCCUACAUGACGCCAGUGAACCUCAGUAAUCUGCAUUUCCCUUCCUCUGGGAUUGAUCUUUCAGAUUUACCAUUUGUUAUAGUGGUCUGGGCUCACCAAAUAUGAGCAGAUUUUCUUAAGUUAGUGGUUACAGGCUGAUUGAUGGACUGUCAUGGACCUUCGCAACAUCAGCAAAAGCCUUAUGUACAUGUAUCGUGUACAACAAUUUCUCUCCACCAGCAAACUUUCUCUCUAGGUCAGUCAAAGCAGUCCUCAGAUAUCACCAGGUACCUUCAUCAUGAUCCAACAUCGUGCAUUUAUGAACAGCUUGAUUAGGAUCAUCCACAUGACAAAUGGCCUUGUUACGACUCGACGAAGAAGACUUACCCCAGCAAGUGUCGCUGAAUUUCUUGGAUUUCAGUAAACUGAAGAUUCGUACAAAAGAAGAUUUAAACUCUGCUUUAUGGAAGCUUCCUGAACUCCGACUUCGACAGGAGCAACUGUCCGAGAAGGACAUUCUUGGUCUACAUCAAAUAAGGUCCUCUCCUAUUGCGGCAUUAGAACAUUACCAUUUUAUUGACCCCAUUCCAUUGACCAUGCAAAACAUUAAGAUCAGAGAUUUAAGUCAAGUGGAUAUUGAUUGGAAGAUGUUGACCUUAUCUCGGCCCCAAUCAAAAAUUGACGAGGAUGCCUUUAGUAGAUUUAUAGAACUGGACAAACUUAGUGUAAAAACAAUGCUAGCGGAUGGAAAUGUAAUAUCUAAAAGAAAUGUAGGUACAGCCGGAAGUUUUCGGUCAAUAAAGCCUAGCAGGUCUCUUCUGAACGUAAAAUCUUGUUCUUCUGGAAACAGAAAUAAACACAAUGCUGAUGAAUCAGAGGAAGAAAAAGAACAUGAGACCCUGCAAGAGUUUUCUUAUAGUUUUUACGAACGUGAAGCUCGAGAAGAAGAAAGUCGAGGGUCAUCAGAUAUCCCAGAUUUGCUGGCCCUAACUGAGAAUCUCUUCAUACCUGCAAAACAAAGAGGAAAAAGAAAAGACAAAGAUCAUGCUGAAUCAUCUAGACCUAAUGAAAAACGAGAGAGCAUUAUUUCAAGACAGAAAGGCAAAAAGAAAACGAAGAAAAAAUGUUCGUCCUCUAAGUUGAACUCAGGAAAAUCACCUUCACUGUUGGACACUAAAACACGCUCAAAUUCGGUUUUGGAUCGACCACGAAGCGUUACACCUACCCCUUUUGGAGACAAUAAGCAUCAACAACUUUCUACGAUAAAGAAAAAACAGGAAACUAAGAAAAAUGAACAUAUUCAAAAGAAAGCCACAAUGCCAAACAAUUAAGCUAAAAAAUAAAUGAUCAAAUACAUCCAUUUUUAUAUAAUAUGUAUUUGUCCUUUUGUGUAUUAUCAGAUAUAUUUAAGUUCCAUUAUGUAACAAAACUUAUAUAUAUAUAGUAUAACACUUACCUUAAUAGUUCAUAUUUCCCCGUCCUCCUCCUAGUAAGGUAAGGGUUUUAGAUCUGUUUAACAUCAGUUUGUAAUUAUUAAAUAAAAGGGUGCAGGUUGAAAGUAUUUUAAAAAUAUAGGGUGGUCUAUUUCUGCUAUGAGAAUAUUUUUGUCUUUUUGUACAUCUCAUAAAAAGGGUGGAUGUUUGGAGUUUUACAUUGCAGAUAUUCAGUGUGGUUUAUUUCUACUUUAAGGUUGUAUCUAAGUAUUAAGGAUAACUGCUUUCCCACAAUUGGCUGCAGACAGCGAAUGACAGUAGGAGUUGAGACGUUGUGGGUUUAAGCACUCAACUCCUAACUCUUAACUGAUUUUUCUUAGUUGCUGGCUAGUUUGACACCGGGGUCUGGAUCUAGACUGAUAGAUGGAAUAUUCCCAACAUGUUUAGCUGCCAUGGCCACAGACAUUAUCUGUUAUGAAUUUUAAUGAUGACAACAAGGGCCGGUAGUAGAAAGAUUAAUUGUGACUUUUGCGUAUCUUUGUAAUGCAUUUGAUUUUUAUAGCAUGAUCACCAUAGAGCUACAGUUUCAAGGUAUACCACUCUACAGCUGGUAACAUAAUUACAUCUUGUAGGUAUUGCACUGUCAAAUGGUCAGGAAAUCACGGUAAGAAAUACUUAGUAUGUUCUAAACAUGUCGUUCAUAUCUCUUCGU